AUGUCUUUCGUAAAUUUGCUAGGUUCUCUCAGACAUAAAGGUUUCCUCACGUUGUCUUCCGUCACCGUCUUGCCCAUGAAGAUACCAACAGUCAUCAUGGUUAGAAAUUACAAAAAGAGAAAAGAAAAUUCUGUGAAUGAAGACGAUGCUGAAAGAGCUGUAUUAUGUGUUGUCAACAAUGGCAUGAAGCUUAAAACUGCUGCUGCUAUAUAUAACAUAAAACCAACUACUUUAUACAACAGAGUUAAAAUUUUUAAAGAGAAAAUUACUCUAAAAAGUAAAGAUUAUAGUAGCAAACACACAGUUUAUCAAGUUUUUACAAAUGAUGAGGAAUAUAUGCUGGAAAAGUAUUUCUUAAGAAUGUCUAAAAUGAACUACGGCUUGACCUACGUGCAAGGGAGAGAGAGAAUUGGCAUACCAAUAUGC
Brenthis ino (lesser marbled fritillary) is the source of this 426-nucleotide messenger RNA. Lineage: Eukaryota; Metazoa; Arthropoda; Insecta; Lepidoptera; Nymphalidae. The record is from the annotation of a GenBank genome assembly.